CGUGCAAAGUGCAUUUCGAGUAGCUGGAUUCAAUCGACCGGACUUGGGGUAAGGCGACACUACGGUACACUAGCUACUUUACUUGCCAGUCUCUUAGUAGACGUUGCCUCUCUCUCAUUCUUUUCUGCCCCUAGCACUGCAUCAGAAUACUGGACAACGAAGGGCACGUAAAGUUCAAGAAUUAUCUUACCCCAUACGCGUGGACGGGACAUCGCAACAUUACAUUGAAUCAGUGACGGGCAAAAUGGACACAACGAACGGCCAGCAUGAAGGAUGGUCACCUGCGUCGUGGCAAUCAAAGCCCAUCAAACAAAUCGUCACAUAUGAGGACCAAGCAGCUGUAUCCGCCGCCUUGACAAAGCUCCAAAGCCUACCCCCAAUCGUCACACCAACAGAGAUUGUCAGACUCAAGUCAAGUCUUCGCGAUGCUGCGCUAGGCAACUCAUUCCUCCUUCAAGGUGGCGAUUGCGCCGAGCUAUUCUCCUACUGUGCGGACAACCCCAUCGAUGCCAAAAUCAAGCUUCUUCUACAAAUGAGCUUGGUCUUGAUUUGGGGCUCUAAUAAGCCAGUUAUUCGCAUUGGCCGAAUCGCCGGACAAUAUGCGAAACCGAGAUCAAGUCCGACUGAAAUGCUAAAUGGCAAAGAGGUACCUAGCUUCAGGGGCGAUAUUCUCAACGGAUACGACCCUGAGCACAGGAGGGUGGACCCAGAGAGGCUCGUCAGCGCCUACUUCCAUUCCGCCACGACGUUGAACUACAUCCGCGGACAGCUGGCCAGUGGUAUUGCCGAUCUGCACAACCCCCUGGACUGGGAGCUCGGCCAUGUGCAAGACCAAGAGCUACAGUCAAAGUACCAGAAUAUCGUCCACAGCAUCUCGGAUUCUCUUCGCUUCAUGAGGACCAUCGGUGCGGAUACGUCAGGACAGCUACAGACGGUAGAUCUAUUCACCAGCCACGAAGGCCUGGUUUUGGAGUACGAACAGAGUCUGACGAGGCGGCUCAAGAACCCUGCUGGCUAUAAGCCUUCCCAGGCGUCGUCUGAUGGGAAGGGCUGGUACAAUACUUCAGCCCAUUUCAUCUGGAUCGGAGACCGGACGCGUCAGAUCGAUGGCGGCCAUGUGGAGUACUUCCGGGGUAUCGAAAAUCCCAUUGGCAUCAAGGUUGGCCCGUCGAUGAAGAACGAGGAGCUGGUGGAACUGUUGGACAUUGUCAACCCAAACAAGGAGAUCGGAAAGAUCACUCUCAUCACACGAUAUGGCGCGGAGAAGGUGGAGGCGAUGCUUGGCCCACAUAUUGAAGCAGUCAAGAGCAGUGGGCAUGUCGUGGUCUGGCAGUGCGACCCAAUGCAUGGCAACACCCGUAGCACGCCGAGUGGCAUCAAGACUCGGUCGUUCAACAGCAUCUUCUCAGAGCUGUCUUCGGCGCUCAAGAUCCACAAAGAGCACGGCUCUUUCCUAGGUGGCAUGCACCUUGAGCUUACCGGCGACGCCGUUACUGAGUGCACUGGUGGUAGCGAAGGCCUUGUGGAUGAGGAUCUGAGCUUGAACUACACGACGUACUGUGACCCUAGGCUGAACGAGAAGCAAGCGCUGGAGCUGGCUUUCUUGGUCGCAGGACACUACCGCGCAGAUGGGGAGCUGUGAGCGGGUGAUGGCUAUACUGUCAGUGGAUAACCUAAAAACAAAUUAAAGUACUAGAUAUAUCUGUAACGUGCCAUCCACUAUAGGAUAGCAGAAAUGUUGCACG
Cucurbitaria berberidis CBS 394.84 is the source of this 1745-nucleotide messenger RNA. Its product is annotated as phospho-2-dehydro-3-deoxyheptonate aldolase. NCBI's taxonomy places the organism in Eukaryota, Fungi, Ascomycota, Dothideomycetes, Pleosporales, Cucurbitariaceae. Gene Ontology annotation, molecular function: 3-deoxy-7-phosphoheptulonate synthase activity. The transcript is spliced from 4 exons. Bases 245 to 1642 code for a protein of 465 amino acids. The record is from RefSeq and is a predicted model, not a curated record. Gene Ontology annotation, biological process: aromatic amino acid biosynthetic process.